UUAAGCAGGUGUAUGUGUCUUCGCAUUUCCGGUAUAUAUCUGAAGAGGAACGACUCUGCCGAUUUGACAUUAAAUCUAAAUUUAGCGGUGGAACAUGUUAAGAGUUCACAUAAUGUAUUAGAAAUAAUAUAGAUGGUAUUACGAUUCUGCAUUAGUUUGUAAAAGCUGGAUUGCGGGUUACCCCACAUUAUUUUCACGGGCAAAGCUAAAGCUAAAGCUAGCAAGCGGCGUGUAGGUAGUAGGGGCUAGUGUACAGAAAAGACACCUUUGUCCGUGUUAACGUAGCUAUCAAGUCAUGGCCACUCGGCGUCUGACAGAUGCCUUCUUGUUAAUGCGGAACAAUGCAAUCCAAAACCGGCAGAUAUUGGCUGAGCAAGUGAGUACAAACGACCCCCGUCUGAGUACACGUAGCAAUGCUGCGGAGCUUGAUGAGUUGGCUGAUGAUCGGAUGGCGCUGGUGUCAGGAAUCAGUCUGGAUCCUGAAGCGGCCAUCGGCGUCACCAAGAAGUUGCCCCCCAAAUGGAUAGAGGACAUUGAUGAGAUCCAGUAUGAAAUUUCACGGGUUCGACAGAAGAUGAAGGACCUGGCUUUACUUCAUGACAAGCACAUGAAUCGGCCCACACUGGAUGACAGUAGUGAAGAAGAGCACGCCAUAGAAAUCACUACACAGGAGAUCACACAGAUGUUCCAUAGAUGCCAGAGAGCUGUAACAGGCUUGCAGUCUCGCUGUGGCCACUGCACUGAGCAGGAAGAGAGACUAUUGAGAAACGUGGUCUCAUCUCUGGCACAAAGUCUGCAGGAGCUGUCCACCAAUUUCAGGCACACACAGUCCAGCUACUUAAAACGAAUGAAGAAUCGUGAGGAGCGAUCGAAGCACUUUUUUGAUGCGGGGCCUCUAAUGGAAGAGGACGAAGAGCUAGCUGUGUAUGACAAGGGCUUUACAGAUGACCAAUUGAUGUUGGUGGAGCAGAACACAGUCAUGGUUGAAGAACGAGAGCGAGAGAUCCGACAAAUAGUUCAGUCCAUUUCAGAUCUGAAUGAGAUUUUCCGGGACUUGGCCAGCAUGGUGGUGGAGCAGGGCACCGUCCUUGACAGAAUCGACUUCAACGUGGAGCAAGCGUGUGUCAAAACAGAAGAUGGCUUAAAACAGUUACAAAAGGCAGAGCACUAUCAGAAGAAAAACAGGAAGAUGCUGGUCAUUUUGAUCCUCUUUGUUAUAGUCAUCAUUCUAAUAAUUAUUCUCUUUUCAACCAAGUUUAAGUCUUAAAAUUACAUUUGUUCUCUGUGUGAGUGUUUCUUGUGGAAUCUGUGGACCUCUGCCCAAACAAAGCUGACAGCCUUUCACACCAUACGUCGGUUUUCUGGUAUGCUCUAGGCUGUACGGAGAUUUUAAUUUUUUUUAAUCAAUGUUACAAUCAGCAGUAUAUUUGAGUUGUGGUUGCUUAUGAUGUGACUGGCAUCUAAAUUGCCUUGGCUUAUACUUGACCAUGUUGGCAUAGCUGUCUGUCUUUUAUCAAGAGUGAAGACUUUAUGGCGUGUAUAGAUGGACAAGCAUGUUACAUUGUUUCUUUAAGGCAGGGUGGUUUCUGCUUGAUUUCAAUGUGAAAAAUUGGGUGAAAAUGCAUUCUAGACCUAAGACAUUUUAAGAGAAACAUGUAAUGGGGAUUAUGGAUAGUUUUGGCACAGUAUUUUCUUGCCAAAAGACAGUGUUGAUCAUUCUCUACCUAAAUAUUCCUAUGGUUAAAGGACCACCUGCUGAUCAUUUAAUCUUUUUACGUUCUCAUUGAAUGAUAACACUGUAGUGUUUGGAACUACCACUGCUUGCCUGACGAGGAUAGGCAGCUGGCCCAUAAUUUUAGAUUCACCCAUUUAACACCUGCUGCUCUUGUCAAAAAUGAUUGAAACCGUUUUGUUUUCAUGGUUCUUGCAUUAAGUGAUGUUUUUUUUUGGUUUAUUUUUUUAAACUGCAGUUUGCACAUACUUGAGGCCUGAGCAAAAGGAACGUGUUAUGAACGUAAUACUACUGUCAUCUGUAUGAUGAAAAGAAUUAUUUAUUUUUAAAAACUACAUAUAACUAAGGUGGUUUGUGUCCUGCAGAAUUACCUUAUAUAGGUGAAACCUGGUAGCUUAAAUCAAAUAUUGUUCACCACUCCACUAAGGAAACUGAUCCACAAGCAGCUACAUACAGACAGCAUUAUGCAUUUUAUUCUGGUAUUAUGAUCUUCUUGCUCUGAAAAGACUGAUAUGCUGAGAAGAUGAAGAGCUUUAUUUGACAUGUGUACGCCGGCCAUUUAUUUUAUUCAUGUUUUACACACCAUCUCAGUCAUUGAUGUGAAGCUGUGUGUGAAAAAUGUCCAAGUGGUACUCUUCAUGAGUGGAGUGUUUUUUUGUUUUGUUUUUAAAUAAACCUGGGACAUG
Molecule: messenger RNA, 2418 nt
Organism: Dunckerocampus dactyliophorus (ringed pipefish)
Lineage: Eukaryota; Metazoa; Chordata; Actinopteri; Syngnathiformes; Syngnathidae
Gene: stx16
Product: syntaxin 16
Exons: 9
Coding region: 296-1267 (323 amino acids)
Biological process (GO): intracellular protein transport; vesicle-mediated transport; vesicle fusion
Cellular component (GO): SNARE complex; endomembrane system; membrane
Molecular function (GO): SNARE binding; SNAP receptor activity
Source: RefSeq, a predicted model, not a curated record